UCGGUGACCGGAAGUAGCGCGCUACCCACUCUUCUCUCUGUGCUCCGUGGCGUUCUGGAGCAGAAGCGGCCCUCGGCGGCUGGUUUCGGAGGAAGCCUCUGGCUUUAAGCGCGGGCAGGCAUGGGGAAACGCAUGAGUAGGUGAUUGUUGGAACAUGAAGCAGCAGGAAAACUUUGUGUUUGUAGAAGAGCAGCGAGUGAUGUGAGCAGGAAGGCCUCCCAGCUGUGGGUCUUCUGAGGACGUGAUGCCCAGGCGGGGGUUCCCCUUCCAAGGGCGGGUCCGCUGGCUCUUCCUGGGCCUCUUCCUGCUGCUGGUGCUGCUGCUGUUCGCCUACCUGCUGGAGUGCACCCCGCCGGCCGACGUCAGCCAGGUGCUGCCCGGCCUGGCGGGGGAGACCUACGGCAAGGAGUACUACCAGGCGCUGCUGCAGGAGCACGAGGAGCGCCACCUGAGCCGAGCCUCCAGCCUCAAGCGGCAGAUCGCCCAGCUCAAGCAGGAGCUGCAGGAGAUGAGCGAGAAGCUGAAGCUGAUGCAGGACAAGAAGGAGCCCCCCGGGGUGCAGGGCCUGGGGGAGAACAGGGACCAGGAGCCCGGGGACCUGCUGGAGUUCCUGCACUCUCAGAUCGACAAGGCGGAGGUGAACACGGGCGCGCGGCUGCCCAGCGAGUACGCCCUGGUGCCGUUCGAGAGCUUCACCUCGUCCAAGGUGUACCAGCUGGAGAUGGGGCUGACGCGGCACCCCGAGGAGAAGCCGGUCCGCAAAGACCGCAGGGACGAGCUGGUGGAGGUCAUCGAGGCGGCGCUGGACAUCAUCAACAACCCCGACGAGGAGGACGGGGUGGAGGACGACAUGCCCAUGCAGAGGCCGACCUACACAGACGGCCACUUUGUGGAAGGGCUGUACAGGACGGAGAGAGACAAAGGGACACUUUACGAGCUCUUCUUCUCCAAAGACGACUCCAGCAGCUUCCGUCACGUCACGCUGUUCCGGCCGUUUGGGCCCAUAAUGAAGGUCAGGAGCACGUCCGUAGAAACGCUGCCAAUGACCGUCAACAUCAUCGUGCCGCUGGCGGGCAGAGUCGACACGUUCUCCCAGUUCCUGCAAAACUUCAGGGAGGUGUGCGUACAGCGGGACCGCCGGGUCCAUCUCACCGUGGUUUAUUUCGGACAGGAAGGCCUGCAGGAGGUGCAGUCGUCCUUGGAAACCAUGUCGAGAGAGGAGAGCUUCUCUAAUUACACCCUGCUCCCCGUGGACGAGGAGUUUUCCCGCGGCCGGGGUUUGGACAUCGGAGCCCACGCCUGGAAGCGAGGCGACGUCCUGAUGUUCUUCUGUGACGUGGACAUCCGCUUCUCUCUGGACUUCUUGAGCACGUGUCGUCUCCACGCCGCUCCCAACAAGAAGGUUUUCUACCCGGUGGUGUUCAGUCUGUAUAAUCCGGCCAUUGUUUACGGAAGCGUGGAGCUGGCGCCACCUAUUGAACUCCAGCUGAUUCACAAAAAAGACGCGGGGUUUUGGAGGGAUUUCGGAUUUGGAAUGACGUGUCAGUAUCGCUCAGAUUUCCUAAACAUCGGCGGAUUUGAUCUCGAAGUCAAAGGCUGGGGCGUGGAGGACGUCCACUUGUACAGGAAGUACCUGCGGAGCGACCUGAUCGUGAUCCGGACUCCCGUGUCCAGCCUGUUCCACCUGUGGCACGAGAAGCAGUGCGCGGACGAGCUGACGCCGGAGCAGUACCGCAUGUGCAUCCAGUCCAAAGCCAUGAACGAGGCCUCCCACUCCCACCUGGGCAUGCUGGUGUUCCGGGAGGAGAUCGAGGCCCACCUCCGGAAGCAGGCCUUCAAGACCCAGGGCGGGACGGAGGAGUGAGCAGCAGCCUCCACCUUCCCAGGCGGCGUUCCUAAACGAGACUGAAGGGGGCGCUGCAGCGAGGGAGGGCGCGUUUACAUGGAUCCCUCUGCUUUUUACUGCACAGCUGUAGACGGAUGAAUGUAGAGGAAAAAAAAAUGGGAGCAAUGUGAAACGAGGCACAGAACAGAAGCCUUAGCGAAGCGGUACCGCCGCGUGGUCCAAUCAGCAGUAUUUAACUCUUCAAACGUACAUGUACAGAAGACAGUGUUAAGUUUCUGGGUACGAGGUUAGCGUUUACGCUCUGAAAAUCAGCACGCAGUCAGGACUCAGCCCUGCAGCCCGUUUCUCCGCCAUUUUUUUUGCUGCUUCGCUUGCAGUUCAGCUGCUUCAAACACGGCGAAGCUAGCAUAGCAGCAGCUAGAAUAGCAGCAGCUGAGCAGCUAGCAUAGCCAGCGGCGUUUUGGACAAAAUCAGCUGAAAUCCGUUAGGAAAAGGGUCACAUUUCUUCUAAUUUAUUGAGCAUGAGAACAACGAGAAGUUGCACUUUCUCUCAGUGGAGAUUCAAACAGGCCUGUAGUACGAAGGAAGAUCAGCAGCUUUCUGGGGUAAACUUCUUUUGUUUACGUUACAUUGGUACAGUUUGAUCCCUUCAGGAGCUGUUAGAAACUAACAAUUACCUUUUUUUAAGACAAAUGACAGCAGAGUUCAUAAUCAGUCACUGUUUUUUUUUUUUUAUUACAGCGCAGGAGAGUAUCACACCUGAACUCAUGAAAUCUGUUUAAAGUCACGGUAUAACCCAAAAGAAAAUGUCUAGAUGCUAAAAAGAGGCUCAGACGUGAGCAAAUGGACUGAAUCCUUAGUAGAUUUUAUUUAUUUUGAUAGUGUUUGGAACCCUGGAAGGAUGUGACCCGUGAUAAAAGUGAAACCUGCAGCUCAUAAACUUAAGUAAAUAUACAGUGAAUGGCCUUUACUAGUUAAAUGAUUUGAUGAAAGCUCCUGCUUUUUGUAUUGGCCGUUUGUUUUGUUCAGCGGUUCCCUGAACUCAUUAAUUUUGGGCUUUUAAGGAUCCAUUUUUCCCAUUUUAUGGGGGAAGACCCAUGAUAAUACAACACAAACAUGUUAAAACAAUUUAGAGUUUAUAGUGAACUGCACUAAAAUGUGGAUGAACAGCAGAGAGGUUCAUUGACCACACGUUUUAUAGCCAACAAGCUAGUGAUUUAAUGCUGGCUGGAUUUCUGUCACGUCUUCUUGUAGAACUGGUUGAGCCAGUUUAGAUUGGUCGUCUUCCUGACACAGAAGGUUUAGGGUUUAGUUUCAACAAUUUGGGGUUAGCCCUUCAUUUUUCCAGCCACCAAGAGAUCCGCAGCAUGAUGCAGCCACUGCCGUGCUUUAGUUUGUGCAGUACUAAGCCUCAUCUUGACUCUUCCACAUAUUGUUCUGGUACAGGUGAUUUCAGUCGGCUUAUUUUCUUCCGUCCAUGUUUAGGCUAAAGGUUUUAUCUUUACAGCAACACUUCAUUACCUUCCAGUUUAUUGCAGGUUGGAACCUCUGCGGUUUCUCAACAUCCUUUCAUUUAAAAAGGGGGACAGAUUUGGUUAGAGGGUUGGACCUUAGACACAGACGUUUCCACAAGUGAAUGACCAAUGGCAGUUGUCAAAACUCGUUUUGGAGCAGAUGAAGAUUAAAAGCUGUGUUAGUGACGGGAUGUUUGCAUUUAAAAUCCACAAAUAAUGCAAACAUUUGUACCCAAGUCUAGUAUAAAAUAUCUACUGUUCAUUCCACCAUAAACCAAAAAAACCUCACAGUUCAAAAGCAUCAUUUAAAGGCCAAACUUAAUGAGUUUGGCCCUUCUGACUGGAACUGUGCGUGGACAUACAGAUCCAGAGUCAGGAAACCCGGGUCGAUCUUUUGGGUUUCCAACUACCUUCAGGUAUCCAUUGACAUCUUGGUCAAUUAAGAACAGAACCAGGCCACAUCGGGGCUGUUAUGUGAAAAAUGGAUCCUUAAAGCCAAGGAGGAGGACGCUGCUGCUUCAGGUCUGGUUAAUACGGAUCCCUGGGCUGAACCUGCUUCGUACUACGGGCCUCAGUUAUAGGACCUCCUGAUUAUUGAUUCAGACUGAAAAGGGAGAAUUUCACGUUUUGUCAUUUGUUUUAUUGUAGGACUGUGAGUGUAGCGUAAAAGGUAUCGACGAGAGAGUUGGACCAAGGGGAAGCAGCGCUGCUCUUCAUCCGCGACUGAAAGCCAACGUUCCAGCCGCUCUCAGAUGUAAAUACAUUUCAAAUGUUCCUUUUAUUUCAUACUUUACACAGAACCCAGCGGUUCUAAAAGAACACGUUGCGUUCAGCCGUCAGAAGCUCACACAGAGCAGACAGAAGGUGCUUUGAUGGUCCUACGCGUGUAUCAGGUAGUUCCUGCCUUUGCGUUCUGUACUGUAAUUAUUUACAACCAACAGUUUUCUUGCUUAUUCUGCAGCUUUUCUAGAUUGUCUCGAGGUCUCCUUUGCUUGGCAGGAGAAAUGAAUCGUCUUCCUCUCAGCGGCGCAGCGAUCACAGCUGAAUAAUAAAAAGAGACGAGCAGGAAAAUGAUUUAUUGGGAAGAUUCGUCCAGGAAAUAAGUUGCAGGCGUUCACGGUUCCUAAUACGUCUGAUGCAUAUUCUCAGUCAACUCGACCAGUUGUAUAUUUGCAAUAAAAACGUAAUUUCAAACUUG
This is a messenger RNA of Fundulus heteroclitus (mummichog), 4558 nucleotides long. RefSeq names its product chondroitin sulfate N-acetylgalactosaminyltransferase 2 (gene csgalnact2). The coding region runs from base 245 to 1864 and encodes 539 amino acids. The record is from RefSeq and is a predicted model, not a curated record. NCBI's taxonomy places the organism in Eukaryota, Metazoa, Chordata, Actinopteri, Cyprinodontiformes, Fundulidae. Gene Ontology annotation, molecular function: glucuronosyl-N-acetylgalactosaminyl-proteoglycan 4-beta-N-acetylgalactosaminyltransferase activity. Gene Ontology annotation, cellular component: Golgi cisterna membrane. The transcript has 8 exons.